AAUUUUGUGUUUUCAGUUCGCCGAAAUUUUUUAGAAAAAGGAAAAACAGAAUUUUUUGAUUAGUUUCUUCGUUAAUUAAAAUUUCCGGCCUAAUUGUGUAAUUUAUGCUUUCAUCAAGGUUUACCGCUGUUCGUCGCUGUAAUAUUUCGAAUCAACAAUGGACGAUCAAAUCGGUAAAGAUGUACCAGAACAUGACGUAAAAUUGAGCCCUGAUAGCGAGCUUCGUUUCGAGGUAGAAAACAAAAAUGAAACCGUCUUUCUGGAGCUUAAAUCUGGCAUAGCUGAAAUUUUCGGCACAGAACUGGUCAAAGGUAAAACGUACACUUUCACUACCGGAGCUAAAAUUGCAGUAUUUACGUGGCAAGGAUGCGAAUUAAUAAUACGUACGAAGAAAGAUACCAGUUAUAUUGCCAAAGAAACGCCUAUGAUGUUUUACUUGAAUUGUCAUUGUUGCUUGGAACAAUUGAGACAAAAAGCCGAGCAAGACGAUUCAAAAGGACCGAUUACAAUGAUCGUUGGCCCAACAGACGUUGGAAAAUCUACUUUAUCGAAAAUCCUACUAAAUUACGCUGUUCGAAUGGGAGGUCUUUCUAGACGACCAAUUUUUGUAGAUUUAGACGUAGGCCAGGGUCAUAUAUCCAUUCCAGGCACAGUCGGAGCUAUGAUAGUCGAACGUCCAGCUUCGGUAUAUGAUGGUUUUCCACAAAUGGCUCCUUUAGUCUAUCACUACGGACAAACUAGUAUAAAUAGUAAUCCUGUGUUGUAUAAUACGAUAAUUUCUCGAAUGGCUGAUCUAGUUCAUCAACGAAUGGAAUCAAACAAAAAAGUGAAAGCAUCCGGUGUUAUUAUAAAUACCAUGGGAUGGAUUAAAGGCAAAGGAUACCAACAUUUAACCCAUAUAGCUCAAGCUUUUGAAGUCAGCAUAAUUUUAGUAUUGGAUCAAGAAAGAUUAUAUAACGAAUUAGUUCGUGACAUGCCCUCGUUCGUUAAAGUGACAUUGCUGCCGAAAAGUGGCGGAGUCGUCGAAAGAACCCCGGCUGUGAGAUCGGAAGCUCGAAAUUUUCGAAUAAGAGAAUAUUUUUAUGGUACUCCGCAAUGUCAACUUCAUCCGCAUUCGUUCGAUGUGAAAUUUACAGAUGUUAAAAUUUACCGAAUCGGCGCUCCUGCUUUACCGGACUCGUGUAUGCCAUUGGGAAUGAAAUCCGACGACUAUUUGACGAAAUUGGUCGCUGUUACACCUGGACCGAGUAUUUUACACCAUAUCCUUUCCGUUAGCCAUGCAACUUCACCGGAUGAAGAUGUUAUCAAAAGUAACAUUGCUGGCUUCGUUUGCAUAACGAAUGUUGACACGGAAAGACAACUGUUAACGGUUCUAUCUCCUCAGCCGAAACCUCUUCCUGACGCUUGUUUGAUAUUAUCCGAUGUGUCGUUUAUGGACAAUCGUUAAUUUUUUUGUGUGUGUUUGUUUUAAGGUCUCCUUUUUGAAUAUAAUAUAUAAGAUUUUAUGCAUU
Molecule: messenger RNA, 1511 nt
Organism: Planococcus citri (citrus mealybug)
Lineage: Eukaryota; Metazoa; Arthropoda; Insecta; Hemiptera; Pseudococcidae
Gene: cbc
Product: crowded by cid
Exons: 8
Coding region: 158-1447 (429 amino acids)
Biological process (GO): tRNA splicing, via endonucleolytic cleavage and ligation
Cellular component (GO): mRNA cleavage factor complex; nucleus
Molecular function (GO): polynucleotide 5'-hydroxyl-kinase activity
Source: RefSeq, a predicted model, not a curated record